GCGCCGUCCUUCCCCCGCCGCCGCCGCCGCCUUCGCGCUCGGGCCGGGCUCGGCGGGCCCCUCAGCCGCAGCCAUGGGGUGCUGGGGUCGGAACCGGGGCCGGCUGCUGUGCAUGCUGGCGCUGACCUUCAUGUUCAUGGUGCUGGAGGUGGUGGUGAGCCGGGUGACCUCGUCCCUGGCGAUGCUCUCCGACUCCUUCCACAUGCUGUCGGACGUGCUGGCGCUGGUGGUGGCGCUGGUGGCCGAGCGCUUCGCCCGGCGGACCCACGCCACCCAAAAGAACACGUUCGGCUGGAUCCGGGCCGAGGUGAUGGGGGCUCUGGUGAACGCCAUCUUCCUGACCGGCCUCUGCUUCGCCAUCCUGCUGGAGGCCAUCGAGCGCUUCAUCGAGCCGCACGAGAUGCAGCAGCCGCUGGUGGUCCUCGGGGUCGGCGUGGCCGGGCUGCUGGUCAACGUGCUGGGGCUCUGCCUCUUCCACCACCACAGCGGCUUCGGCCAGGAAUCCGGCCACGGCCACUCGCACGGGGGGCACGGCCACAGCCACGGCCUCCCCAAGGGGAUCCGCGUCAAGAGCAACCGCUCCGGGGGCAGUGACACCAACAUGGCCCGGGGCGAGCAGGGGCCCGAGCAGGAGGAGACCAACACCCUGGUAGCCAACAGCAGCAACUCCAACGGGCUGAAAUUGGACCCGGCAGAUCCAGAAAAAUCCAGAAGUGAUGAUGCAGUGGAAGUACAAGUGAACGGGAAUCUUAUCAGAGAAUCUGACCUUAUGGAGUUGGAAGAAGAAGAUAGGGCAGGACAACUUAACAUGCGUGGAGUUUUUCUGCAUGUCCUUGGAGAUGCCUUGGGUUCAGUGAUUGUAGUAGUAAAUGCCUUGGUCUUUUACUUUUCUUGGAAAGGUUGUUCUGAAGGGGAUUUUUGUGUGAACCCAUGUUUCCCUGACCCCUGCAAAGCGUUUGUAGAAAUAAUUAAUAGUACUCACGCACCAGUUUAUGAGGCUGGUCCUUGCUGGGUGCUGUAUUUAGAUCCAACUCUUUGUAUUGUAAUGGUUUGUAUACUUCUUUACACAACUUAUCCAUUACUUAAGGAAUCUGCUCUUAUCCUUCUACAAACUGUUCCUAAACAAAUUGAUAUCAGAAAUUUGAUAAAAGAACUUCGAAAUGUUGAAGGAGUUGAGGAAGUUCAUGAAUUACAUGUUUGGCAACUUGCUGGAAGCAGAAUCAUUGCCACUGCUCACAUAAAAUGUGAAGACCCAACGUCAUACAUGCAGGUGGCUAAAACCAUUAAAGACGUUUUUCAUAAUCACGGAAUCCACGCUACCACCAUUCAGCCUGAAUUUGCUAGUGUAGGCUCUAAAUCAAGUGUAGUCCCAUGUGAACUUGCUUGCAGAACUCAGUGUGCUUUGAAGCAAUGUUGUGGGACACUGCCACAAGCCCAUUCUGGAAAGGAUGCAGAAAAGACCCCAGCAGUUAGCAUUUCUUGUUUAGAACUUAGUGACAAUCUAGAGAAGAAGCCCAAGAGGACUAAAGUUGAAAACAUCCCUGCUGUUGUGAUAGAGAUUAAAAAAAUGCCAAACAAACAACCUGAAUCAUCUUUGUGA
Messenger RNA from Cynocephalus volans (Philippine flying lemur), 1600 nucleotides. It is a transcript of the gene SLC30A1, whose product is annotated as solute carrier family 30 member 1. Gene Ontology annotation, cellular component: endoplasmic reticulum; membrane; Golgi apparatus. Gene Ontology annotation, molecular function: zinc ion transmembrane transporter activity; calcium channel inhibitor activity. Gene Ontology annotation, biological process: intracellular zinc ion homeostasis; zinc ion transmembrane transport; detoxification of zinc ion. The transcript is spliced from 2 exons. The record is from RefSeq and is a predicted model, not a curated record. NCBI's taxonomy places the organism in Eukaryota, Metazoa, Chordata, Mammalia, Dermoptera, Cynocephalidae. The coding region runs from base 74 to 1600 and encodes 508 amino acids.